Molecule: messenger RNA, 1391 nt
Organism: Anopheles nili
Lineage: Eukaryota; Metazoa; Arthropoda; Insecta; Diptera; Culicidae
Product: hemoglobin-3
Exons: 3
Coding region: 612-1118 (168 amino acids)
Molecular function (GO): oxygen binding; heme binding
Source: RefSeq, a predicted model, not a curated record
GGCUUAUGUUUUGAUUUUCCCAUCUGACAGCUGACAGGUGUGUGCAGUUUGGACUCGUUAGCGCACAAGCCUGCUUGGUUGGCGCUUUCUCGAGUACUCGCGUACACGCGCUUCCUUUCGCGGAUAGGGCUUCUCCCUCCCCCCUCCCAAAUGGGUGUGUGUGUGCGUUCUGGAGCCGCGUUCGGUCGCGCGUGUGUUUGAACUGUGUUUUGAUAGUUUUGACAGGCGAAAAGCAGGAAGGUAGUAGCAGCAUAUCCUUCGCCUUCCCUUCCUUUCAGAGCAACCCCCACGGUGAGCGUGUUUUGGUGGCUAAACAAGCGGAAAAACCUCCCACCCGCGGAACGUCCUUCAUCCUUCAAAAAACCGCACUAGUGUUCGUGGAAGUGGUGCAGUGAUAGCCGCGGUAAGGCGGGACGAUUGACGCACGGAGUCGGAAGCAGUUGUUUUCUUUUUCUGGAUCGAGUGCACCCGCGAGUAAAUCGUCUCCAGUGACACACCCCCACACGACACGCCUCAGGACGCCAAGCAACGAACCAGCCCUCGCCUGUGAGAAGGAUUCGGCCGGCUGCGCAACAAGGACACCCACCGGAAGACAGCAAACUAGAUCAAACAUGUCCGGACCUUCGUCGUUAACCGGAUCGGAUGAGGAGGAGCAAACCAAUUACCACACACCGGAUGAGACCGGUCUUACGAAAUCGCAGAAGGUGGCCCUAACGGCGGCGUGGAGCAUCGUCAAGAAGGAUCUGGUGACACACGGGCGUAACAUUUUCGUGAUCUUUUUCGAGGAGUACCCACAGUAUCUGGACUACUUUGAUUUUUCCUCCGGCGGUACGGGCGACCUCGCGGAAAAUCGAUCCCUCCACGCGCAUGCACUGAACGUGAUGAACUUUAUCGGCACACUCAUCGAUUACGGCCUCAACGAUCCCAACCUGCUCAAGUGCAGCCUGGUGAAGCUGGCCCGAAACCACCGGAGACGUAACGUUACCAAGUCGGACGUUGGUGCCGUCGGAGGCGUGAUUAUGCGCUACUGCCUGAAGGCGCUCGAGCAGCAUCGAACGAAAACGCUGGAGGAAGCGUUCGGCGCCUUCCUAGGGACGGUGGCGGCCGCGUUCGAGUGAACCGUCGCUCGUCCUUCUCUCAUCGCCAUCAUCGCGCGUGUCAUCAUCCCUUCGGUGCGUCCGGAGGCGCCCGCGACGUCAACAAGUGAACUCAAACCCGUCGAAGGCGAGCGCGGUAUCGAAACUUUAAAAAUCACGUCGCUCGCUCCCGUGCAGCCCGUGAGUGUGUUGGAGGGGUUGGCCGCAAUGGAGGCGCACCCGAUGGCCGGGCUAGAUUGCUCUCUAGGCAAACAUUCCUACGUGAAACGUGCGCUUUUUAUGAUCAGCGUAGAA